Messenger RNA from Cololabis saira (Pacific saury), 1741 nucleotides. RefSeq names its product cytosolic non-specific dipeptidase-like. Gene Ontology annotation, cellular component: cytosol. The coding region runs from base 181 to 1605 and encodes 474 amino acids. Gene Ontology annotation, biological process: proteolysis. The record is from RefSeq and is a predicted model, not a curated record. Gene Ontology annotation, molecular function: metallodipeptidase activity. NCBI's taxonomy places the organism in Eukaryota, Metazoa, Chordata, Actinopteri, Beloniformes, Belonidae. The transcript is spliced from 12 exons.
CAGCGAGGCUAAAAUGCUAAACUGACACUUUCUGAUCCGUGUUGAACAAACUGCUUCAUUUUGAACUGAGUCCACAUAUUUGGCUUUUGUUGUUAAACACAGGAAGAGACUGCCAGGUGAAGAAAGUCCCGUGGAACUCAGCAGAACCGGUUUAAAUACGAACUCCUGCUGUUUGCAAAAAUGUCUCAUCUUCCAGCGCUUUUCAAGUAUGUGGACGAACACCAGGACCUAUAUGUGCAGCGCCUUGCAGAAUGGGUGGCUGUCCCGAGCGUGUCUGCAUGGCCCGAGAAACGUGGGGAGAUCAAGAAGAUGAUGGAAAUGGCAGCCAAAGACAUUGAGAAGCUGGGGGGGACAGUAGAGCUUGUGGACAUUGGCAAACAGAAGCUUCCUUCUGGAGAGGAGAUCCCCCUCCCUCCCAUUGUCCUGGGGUGUCUGGGCUCAGACCCCAAGAAGAAAACUGUGUGCAUUUAUGGUCAUCUUGAUGUCCAGCCAGCCCACAUUGAUGACGGCUGGGACACGGAGCCUUUCACCCUGGUGGAAAAGGAUGGAAAGAUGUUUGGAAGAGGAUCUACUGAUGAUAAGGGCCCAGUGUUGGCCUGGUUUAACUGCAUUGAGGCCCAUCAGAAGAUUAAACAGGAAAUUCCCAUCAACAUAAAAUUCUGCUUCGAAGGGAUGGAGGAGUCUGGAUCUGAGGGCCUGGAUGAACUUGUGUUUGCUCAAAAAGACAAAUUUUUAAAAGGCGUCGACUAUGUCUGCAUCUCUGACAAUUACUGGCUGGGCAAGACCAAACCCUGCAUCACCUACGGUCUGAGAGGAAUCUGCUAUUUUUUCAUUGAGGUGGAGUGCGGUGGGAAGGAUCUACACUCAGGCGUGUUUGGUGGCUCGGUUCAUGAGGCUAUGACUGACCUCAUUGCGCUUAUGGGUUCCCUGGUUGAUAAGAAGGGAAAGAUUUUGGUCCCUGGGAUGUACAACAAUGUGGCCGCUCUGACAAAAGAGGAGGAGAAGCUGUAUGAGAACAUUGAAUUUGACUUGGGUGAAUACUGCAAAGAUGUGGGAGUUAAAAAGCUGUUGUAUGAUACAAAGGAGCAAAUCCUCAUGCACCGCUGGAGGUACCCAUCUCUUUCUCUUCAUGGUAUUGAAGGGGCCUUUUCUGAAGCAGGAGCCAAGACUGUUAUCCCCCGCAAGGUCACUGGAAAGUUCUCCAUCCGCCUUGUACCUGACAUGGACCCUGAUUUGGUGGAAAAACAGGUGAUCGAGCAUUUACAGAAGAAGUUUGCGGAACUUGAAAGUCCCAACAAACUGAAAGUGGAAAUGGGUCAUGGAGCCAAAGCCUGGGUCUCUGACUUCAACCACCCUCACUACAUGGCUGGCCGAAAGGCUAUGAAGACAGUGUUUGGAGUUGAGCCUGACCUGACGCGUGAGGGCGGGAGCAUCCCUGUGACCCUGACCUUCCAGGAGGCCACCGGUCGGAACGUCAUGCUGCUCCCUGUAGGCUCCUCUGAUGAUGGAGCUCACUCCCAGAAUGAAAAGCUCAACAGAUCAAACUACGUUCAGGGAACCAAGAUGCUAGGUGCCUACUUCCAUGAGGUGUCACAGUUGGAAUGAACUGAUGUAUCAUCAUAAAAAAUGCAAAUUAUGUCAAUCCUUGCUAUCAAAGCUGUAAUAAUUCUGAUACAAUUUGACCUCCACAGCCUCCAUUUUUAUAUGUGCUUCCAACAAUAAAGUAUUUUUAUUUGUUACA